Acanthoscelides obtectus is the source of this 498-nucleotide messenger RNA. NCBI's taxonomy places the organism in Eukaryota, Metazoa, Arthropoda, Insecta, Coleoptera, Chrysomelidae. The record is from the annotation of a GenBank genome assembly.
UGGUUUGUUCAGUUGUUUUGAGUUGUUUAGAAGUGAAAGCAAGCCUAUUCAGUUUUUUUGUGAAAUAUGGAUGCUAAAGAAGAAGAGAAAUCGCUUCGGUGGUACGCUGAGCUGGAAUUGGAAGAAGAGAACGUAGACCACGAGCUUGGAGAGGGCAGUGGAGGGUAUGGCAGUCAAAAUGAUAAUCUGAAGUCAGGAAAUUCUGACAGUGACGAGACAGAAACAGAAUCCGAAAUUGGUAACUAUAAUCCUGAUUUAGCAGAUGGCAUUAACCAGUCAACCACAAUUUCAUGGAAUGAAGUAGAUGGGUCAUCUUUAAAGCAAUUUGUUUUUGAUGACAAUGCAUCCAAAAUAAAUAUUCCUGGCAAUUUAAGAUCUAUGGAUAUUUUCAGACUUAUUGUAGACCCAACUAUUCUAGAAAUUAUUGUGUUGGAAACUAACAAAAAUGCUAAAAGGUACAAGCAUAAGUGGAUUGAUGUUUCAGCCCAAGAAAUAUGA